AUGCAAUUGUUAUACUACUCUGCUAUAGGCUCGCAAGGCACUAAUCAUUGAUCAGGUGCACAGGUGCAUGCUGUCGAGCCGUCAAACAAGCGCCGAUAUAUAUAUAGCUAGAGCACCGUCUGUUCUCCACGUUCUCUACAGCUUCAUGGCCACCCAACGCGCUCAAGACAUCUACAUCCCACUCAUUUUCCCCAAGGGUCACGGAUAUCCGCUGUGGCUUCCGGACCCUCAUUCGAAUCUUCCACCAGCCUAUCUAAGCCGUGGAACACAAAUCGGCGAUCUUGGAUACCUUGCCGAUGACGGAGGAUUCGCGUACCUCUUCAAUGUAUGCAAGGAUGCCAGCGAUCCUGUCAACUUGAACAGAGUCCCUCCCGACUUCAUGCCACUGACAGGUAUUCCGGAUCCUGGUGUACGAGAACGCUUAGAGAUGCACGAUAAGAACUCGGCGAUUACUACUGCUGCUGUGGAACAGAAGUCGAUUGAACUUGAUGUAUCAGCCCAAGGCCCCACUGUCCCUACUGCCUUUGGCGCUGGUGGUGGUUUUGAGUUCACGAGUUCGAGUUCGCAAGGCGCCGUCCUUGUCCUUCCAGAUGGCGGAGAACGCUACGAUUCUGAAUAUUCUGGCUUGUUCGAAGAAUACGCAAUCGCCAAUGCCCAUAGUUGGUACAAAUAUCUCAAUGGACCGGGACAGCGUAGGCAGAUCCGCAAUGGUAUGCUAUACCUUGUGACUGGAUGCGACAAGUGUCAUUCCUGGGGUAACGCGUGCUAUUCACAUCCCACUCAGUCGCGCUGCGCAUCGCUAAAAUUUUUAGCCACUGGUGUUGCAGAAGUCAGCGGAACAUUAUGCUACAGAUGGGAAGUACAAUCUGGUGUUCAUAAAAGGACCCACCAUCGCGAUGUGGCACCAGGAGUCAUGGCGAACCAGACCAUCUUCUUGCGUGGAUAUUCAAUCUCGGUCCGUGUACCGUCAGCUUUACGGACGUUAUUAGGUGUCCAUACGGUGGAUACUUUUAAGAGUGACAUGUCCAGCUCCAAACCACCGUCGUUCGGGGCUAAGGCUCCUUAUGCUGCAGAGCAAAGUAAAAUGGCCCGUAUCACGGGGACAAGCGACUUGAAACUUACCAAGCGGUCGGCAGACGGUCCUCCGUUGGAUGAUGACGACUUCGAAAGGGAGUAUUUGGGCAAGCUGGUAAUCUUCGAUAGUGUCAAGUCAGAAGCCGAUGAAACGACGAUAGACACUCCCUACGGCAAUACAACUAGGCAGGCCGACACCUCCCUUAAGCAAGUCCCCGGUCGGGGCAAGAUCGUCAAUCCGUCGGCCUUGAUAAAUUAUUAUAUACUGGAUAAUUACGAUGGUGCCAAUGUGGCGCUCACUCAUGAUAGGUACCCGUGGACGGGGACGAUAAAUGAUGAUGUUCACAAGCCACUUGAUGGCGUGAAGCUUGCGAACUAUGCCAUCGAAAAUGACCUGAUCUUCAUUAACAGAAGCUCGGGAGCAAAUGACGCAUGGGUAGCAAAAGAAGGCACGCUCAGCUCUUUGGCUCGUCCCAAAUACAACAUCUUCGCUCUGAUUAUUGGAGUAGACAAAUACGAAUCCCUGGAAUACGAGAAUCUAAAUGGUGUCUCCAGUGACGCCGAUAGAUUCGAAGCAUAUCUCCUCGAGGACCUGCAAACUCCGAAAGCAAAUAUCAUCAGCUUUCGUGACGGACAGGCGACAAGGUCGGCUAUCAUCGACGAGUUGACAAAGAUGAAGUACAAUCCAAAUAUACAACCAGAUACGACAGCAAUCAUUAUAUAUUUUGCGGGGUACGGGGCUACAACAAUCAAGCCAGUCGAAUGGAUAGAUUGGGAAACUCCUUACAAUCAAAUCGGGAUGCUUUGUCCCACCGAUAUUGGCAUCCUAGAUAAAAACGGCAAUGUCAUCAAUGGUAUCCCAGACAGGACUAUCAACCAACUUCUUCUGGAAUUGUCAUCCGUGAAAGGCAAUAACAUUACAUUAAUACUGGAUUGUUCUCAUAUUAACUGUUCAAGUGAUCAACAAAAACCUGCUGAUAUGCCAACAGCCGAAUCCUCACAAUUGGACUCGCAUAUUCUCUUGACAACUUACAAUCGUUUCGGGCGGUUUGCCUACAAAUUGAGAGGGGAGGGACUUUUCACUCAUGCAUUGCUCAAGGUCUUGAGGGAACGGUCAAUAAAUGAACUGACAUACAAAUCAUUGGCCCAGUGUCUCUAUAUUUCAAUAGACCAGACACCACUUUUGGAAGGGAAGCAUAGUAAUCGACGCCUGCUUCACUCGGGCGAUACUGCCGAUAGUUGUCGGAUCCUCUGUCAUCAUGAAAAGGGCCAGCCCUAUUUUUCUCUACUUGCUGGAUCCCUUCAUGGCAUUAGGGCUGGUUCUAUUUUCAAGAUAUACAGAACAGAUCUAUCUGGCGGGAGGCGGAGGCUCACAGUUGCGACUGCGGAGAAAGUGGAGGCUUUUGUCUCCUUCCUGAAGCCUGCAGACCAAUCUAUCCUCACCACAUAUAUGAACUAUCGUGUCUGGUAUGCGCAAUUUGUGAGAGUUUCUGCUCCUGGGUUCACCAUCUAUUGUAACGACUCGAACUUCCUGGCCCGGAUUCUUGACGAGGAAGUUGGGUUGAAGCUCGUAGACCCUCCUAGUCCUGUUGAUGAUCUGCAACAGGCGGAUCUCUGCUUGACGGUAGAUGGCAACAGUGUUCUUUUUGACCGAGGGAACAGGACUAGUAUUGUCAGUCCGAGCAUGGGCUUACCCUCGAGGCUCUCUUAUAUCUCGACUCUCGAUGCUGUUGCCCAAAUUCGAAACAUCGUCAAGUACUAUGCAUGUUUCACCUCCCGAAUCAUGAUGUCAAGUCGUCUUCCUAUAUCCAGGCUCGUCUCCAUCGAAGUGAAAAAGAUGUUGGGUUCCCAACCUAUUGGCAACAAUCUGCUACCUGAUGCGACAGAAAAACCUAUCAAACCUAUCAAACAUGUCUCAAAUUCAUCCUUUUCCUACAGGUGUACUGUUUAUAAUACAUCUGACAUCAAUCUAUACGUCUCUCUCUGUCACUUCGACACUUCCACCCUAGCAAUAGCCAUGCCUCCUGUCACCCGUUUGAUGCCCCGGGAAACAGCUAGACUCGGCUUCCCCGACUCAUUGGGCCAAAUAAACCCAGAGGUCCAGAACGUGAAUGUUCACUUCUUCAAAUUGUUUGUAGUCGAAAGGUAUAUCGACACAGACGGCUUCGAUCAGCCAUCCCCGUUUUCUGGGGUGCCCGUUGAACAUAAGGCUGGGGUCCCACUUAUUAGUAAUUCUGAAGAAUGGGCCUCAAUGACAAUUCCUAUCGUAGUGAGACGCCCAAAGCCUUGAUCUAUCAGAUUCUACCCGGAAACUGUCGUCAUACCUAGACGAGAAACUUGGGAAGGGGAUAUUUCCAAUCAAGCACGGAAAACAUGUGCGGUAGCGUCAAUUAAAAAGAACGUAAAUAAGUAACUAGCAGCAGCAUAACGGAAUAAAAAAUCGUACUUGAUGAGCCAA
Molecule: messenger RNA, 3532 nt
Organism: Desarmillaria tabescens
Lineage: Eukaryota; Fungi; Basidiomycota; Agaricomycetes; Agaricales; Physalacriaceae
Exons: 12
Coding region: 68-3364 (1098 amino acids)
Source: RefSeq, a predicted model, not a curated record